CUACCGAGGUGGAGGGACGAUGCCACCGUCUCGUAAUAACGGACAGUGCACGAACAGACCGCGUCAUCGAAAUUAAGAAUAUAAACCGUUAUUGAAACAGAUUGGGGAGAAAAUAAAGGGAAAGACAGUUUAUGCAAUUAAAAAAGAUCUCUUCUCCGAAAGAAAGGAAAAUACUUAAAACUGUAGGAACUCCCUGGCUCACAUCCACAAAAGUGAUUCUGUCAUAAUGAAGAAGAGCAAUCUAGCCAAACGGGGUCCUCAAGAUGUCAACCAGCUGUCAUCGCAGCCAGACAAAGUAGGCUGGAUCCGCAAGUUCUGUGGCAAAGGGAUUUUCAGGGAAAUAUGGAAAAACCGUUUUGUGAUACUGAGAGGAGACCAUCUGUACAUCUCUGAGAAAGAGGUGAAGGAUGAGAGGAAGGUCCAGGAGUUGUUUGACCUGGCUGACUACGAACGCUCUGAGGAGCUGCGCAAGGCCAAGAGUCGCAGUAAGAAGAACCACAGCAGGUUCACCCUGCUUCGCUGCAAGCAACCUGGGAAUAUGGUGCCCAAUCUUGUGUUUUUGGCCGUUAGCCCCGAGGAGAAGGAGUCGUGGGUCAAUGCCCUCAAUACAGCCAUCAUCAAAGCCAAGAACCGCAUUUUUGACGAGGUCACAAUUGAAGAGGACAGUGUCCUGGUGCACCCUACACGUGAUCGUGUCAAGAUUCCCCAUGCACGGCGCUUGCCCACCCGGGGACACCUCAUGGCUGUGGCAUCCACCUCUUCAGACGGAAUGUUGACCCUUGACCUUGUCCACGAGGAAAAUGGCUCCACCCCAAAUGAUGAGGAAGAAGGCUUCUGGGAAAAUAACUUCCGGGUUGACCUAGACAAACGGACCACAGGUCGUCAGCGUUCUGGCACAGAUGUCUCCAAACUCUGUGUCACCACAAGGGACCCAAGGGUACCCAAGACGGGCAGCCUGCCCCGCGGGAGCGAGCUCUCCUGGGGCCAGGCGCACCAUCUUGAGGCUCAAUCCCACACCCCUCAACCAGGGAAGAGGUUCAGUGCCCAGGGUAGGAGCCGCUGUGCCUCCAUGGACGAGGUCCUUUCCUCACGGCCAGUCAGAGGUGUCCUUCGCCCUCGCCACACAGAUGAACCUGUCCAGCCUGUUGGACAACUGCAGAGUCUUAUCGCCCAGAAAAUGCAGAGGGCUCAGGAACUGCUGGAAGAAAUGCGAUUGGAGGAACUGCAACAUGCAAAGGGAAUUGACUCGCCCUAUCUGAAGGGCAUUGACUCGCCUCGCUUGCACCAUCUGAGAGGGUCUGAGUCUCCUCACUCCAGGGCCUCAGGCUCACCUCGCAGUAAGAAUAGUGACUCCCCACGUUUGAGGGUAAAAGACUCACCUCGUUUGAAGGGGAAAGACUCGCCUCGUAUGAAGGGCAAGAAGUCCCGCUCAAAAUGUACAGACUCACCCCAUUCAAAGAGUGAUGACUCUCCUAAUUUGAGGGGUAAGGACUCUCCCCGUCUCAGGGUUACUGACUCUCCCCGUCUCAGGGCUGCUGAUUCUUCCCGUUUCAUGGAAACACACUCGCCAAGUCUGAAGGGUUCUGAAUCCCCACGUCUCAAGAACAUUGGUUCACCGUUUUCAAAAAGUUUUGACUCAUCUAGUCUGAAGGAUUCUGUCUCGCCUCGCAUCAAGGAUACUGAUUCUCCUGUUCUGAGGGGUAAGGACUCGCUAAAUAUAAUUGGCAAGAAUUCUCAGAGUCUGAAGAGUAUCGGCUCAACUUGUCCGAAGGGUGCUGACUCGCCCCGUCUGAAGGGUGCUGACUCUCCCCGUCUGAAGGGUGCUGACCCGCUCCGUCUGAAAGGUAAUGACUCGCCCCAUAGUAAGAGUGCACACUCACUUAUCAGUGACUGUGAUUUGGAGAGUAGACGGGCGGAGGCGGAGCGUCUUCUGCAGGAAGCCGUCUCCUCCUGGCGUCAGGCUAAGGAGGUGCUGGAGGAGGUGAAGGAGCUGCAGACGCAGUCACUAAACCGCCGCUCCGAAAAGAAAACAAUGGAGAGGCCCCCAACACCGCCACAGGACUAUAGGCUGGGGGACCAGUGACUCUGUCGCCAACACAGCUGAAAAGGACUAUAGGCUGGGGGACCAGUGACUCUGUCGCCAACACAGCUGAAAAGGACUAUAGGCUGGGGGACCAGUGACUCUAUCGCCAACACAGCUGAAAAGCAUGCUGGCUUCUCUCCAAACAAAGACAAUAAGAAAGAGCACUAGGGGCAUGGAGUACCUUCAGUAAAUGUUCUGUUUUUGUUGUCAUUGCUUGCCAGUGUUGAAGCACAAAGCUUUUAGGCUUUACUGCUCAUUUUACACUGUUCUAUCUUGAUCCUUGUUUCCAUACCGUAUACUAGUCAAAUUAAGCUGAGCAAGUCAUGACAGAAUUAUUUUAUUAGCACGGCUGUUUCCUUGCUGGUGUGAAUAGGUUAGAUGGACCUUGACCUCAUAAUAUGAUUCUGGGCAUUCGUUUUUGUUCCCUUUGUCAAAGGCUCUGUGGUCCACUCUGUGGAUGGAGGGAUGGGCGUCUGGGCUGUGGAAGCAGAGCAGAACUUAAUCCUGGUUUGUGGAUGGGGGGUGACUCAGACUGAGAGGCAUAAACAAGGCUAGAGUGGGGGUGCCCGGCCUCGGUGACACUGACACCCCCAAGGAAAGUCAUGCUGUUCAUGUAUUUACAUGUAUUAUCCGCCAGAGGUCGAUUAGGUUUCAUUGCAAAAUGCUUUACACUGUAAAUAGAAGUAUGAAAUGUUUUUUCAUAAUGGACAAAUGGAAUGAGAAUGUUUGCGUGGAAACAUUGUCUGAGGAGCAUUAUUUCAGUCUGAAAUGCAUACAUGGAGAAGAUGCCUGGGAUUUCUCUCUUUCGGUUAGCUUCAGUUAUUGACAACUGUGCAGUCCAGCCCAAUGACCUUGAAAAGCGACAAGAUUUCCCCCAGUCAGAAACCUAGUAUUGUAGUUGUUGGUCUUCUCAGAGACCGAAUGCAAAAGGCGAUCUUUCUCUUACUCUGAGCGCGUUAUGUCCUCUUUCCCUCUGUGUGAGGGAGCAAUAGUAUUCCAGGGACAGAUUCAAGAUGUUAACAUCCUGCAAUCAAACUGAUUCAUUUGCCAAGCUGGAUUCCUGACAUGUAUAGCUAAAACUCACAGACCACUUUGAUUGCCAGGAUAUCAAGUGACUGCUUCGCGUUAUUAAAUGCACUUCUAUUUUCGGGUCAUGUAGCAUGGUCUCUUGCUUGUGCUCAGAAUUCCUCGGUUGGUUCGGUUAAUUGGGGUUCUGUGGUCUACCAAAGCCUGCGUGUGCGGAAGCCAGCAAGAGAAGAUGCUCGUUAACUCUGAUCAGCUUCCGAGGAGAAAUGCUAUAAUGGGAUUAUAAUCGCAGGCGUCAUGUUGGGUCUCUGUAGUGUUUGUUGCACUUCUAAUCAGGUGGGAAGAUGAUUUUAACAGUUCUUCUGUCUCUCUUCCAAAAGGUGCACAGGUUAAUCUCACAACAAGAGGAUCAAUGAUUUAAUGAGAGAGAGAUGAUGAAAGCUUCUGAAAGGUUUUCAGAGCACAAAGAUGUUACAUUUGGAGAUUUGAAGAUGGGUUAGUUGCACUGCACUAUUUCAUACCAAAAUAGGGUGGAAAUCAAUGUUUUUAGUGUCAUGUCCUGGUUUAGUCACAUGGUCAGUAUUUUCCGCCAUGUCAUUGGCUGACUGCCAAAAUGUGAUUCAUAGGUCACUGAGUUGAUAUUAACAUGCACAGUGCAUCUAGGACAGGACAAACAUCGCUCCAUUACACCAGGCUCACCUCACAUACGGUUACAAUCACUCAUGUGUGAUUGCGGUUUAUCAGUUUAUUUGAUUAUGUGUGUCCCUUAAGCAGCAAUUAUGGCUUUGGUGCACAUGACAACAUGUAAUACAGUAGGCCUAAUGUUGAUAACGAAAGAGAUCUCUACCACUGCUUUGUAAUCUGAACUAAGCCAAAGACCAGCAUAUAGCAACUCUGCCAGAAAGAGGUGAAAAGUGGUUAAAAUGUCUCAAGCAAUCUACAUAAAUAGAUUUUAUUUACAGCAAUUGAUAAAUUACUAAUGUAUGCAUAAGUUAAAUAAAUAAUUUACACCAAA
Molecule: messenger RNA, 4124 nt
Organism: Oncorhynchus mykiss (rainbow trout)
Lineage: Eukaryota; Metazoa; Chordata; Actinopteri; Salmoniformes; Salmonidae
Product: pleckstrin homology domain-containing family O member 1
Biological process (GO): regulation of myoblast fusion
Cellular component (GO): ruffle membrane; muscle cell projection membrane
Source: RefSeq, a predicted model, not a curated record